CUUUGAGCGUCAUAUUAAAAAAAACGAGGAGAAAAAAAGAAGACGACAGGUUGAAAAGGAGUGUUGUUAGUUUGGUAACUAGUACGCAGUGAAUUGAUAACGUUGCCUAUUAAACUAGAAUGCAUACAUGUCUUAUUUCCUUCACUACAGCUGGUGGCGGUAAGUAGGUUAGCUUGUGUUAGUAAAACAUUUUGUAGAACAAGAGAAGAAGAAACGGGGCAAACAUGGCAGCGUACAUAAGAAGCGUGAUAUGUCUUUUUUCCAUUGAGCGAAACGCUUUUCUAACAAGGGGAAGUCGAGUUAUUGUGGAAUCAAAGCGAUAUGUACGCGGACUAAGGAGGACACCUGUCCGAGUGUUGUUGCCCGAAAACGGCACGGACAAAGUCCUUAAGCCAGCGGGGCUAAACGCCCCAGCUUCAAUCAAGCAUCCUGAAGAAAGAGACUUUGUUAACGCGAAAGAUAAUGUGCAGUCAUCUACAAAAGAUGCUCAUGUUAGUGCUGCGAAGGAUCACAUUGAUGGACUGCGCAUCGAGAGAGCUUUCCCUGGAGAUAAAAGACUGGCGAGGUUAGUGAGUGUUGCUCGUUCCAGGACAUUUCGGGAGCACCAGGGUAAAAUCCUCCUGGAGGGCAGGCGUUUAAUUUGCGACGCCCUGGAUGCUGGAGCCAACCCACAGAUGGUGUUCUUCAGUACCCGGGAUCGGCUCCGAGAGCUGCCAUUAGACAAGCUGAAGAGGGCCACGCUAGUCAAAGUCAAGUUUGAGGACAUCAAGAUCUGGUCUGACCUCGUGGCCCCACAAGGGGUGAUUGCCAUAUUUUCCCGUCCGGACCCAUCAAGGUUAAACUUCGCUAUUAGAGGUCAUACAGUUCCGUUGUCCCUGAUAUGCGACAACAUCCGGGACCCCGGCAACCUUGGGACUAUGUUGCGAUGUGCUGCUGCUGCUGGCUGCCACAGUGUCCUGCUUACCAAGGGUUGUGUUGAUGUUUGGGAGCCUAAAGUUCUGCGUGCAGCAAUGGGUGCCCAUUUCCGCCUUCCCAUCUAUCCCAGCUUGGGCUGGGAUGAUAUGGAGAAACAUCUCCCUAAACCUGUGACCGUCCAUGUGGCUGACAGCAGUUCUGCCACUGACGGAAGUAAAGAGAAAGAGGAUUCCCAAGUUAACGCGUCUCACAAAUCGUCCAAAGCAGGAGACUAUGGCUGGGUCAGCACAAAGCGGAAUCAAAACAACAUGCGCUACGAGGAAUACAAUUCUGAUUCAGACUCAGAUUGGGAAGAUGCGGGACUUUCACUUCCUAGAGUGGACUCAAAGCUGUACCAUGAGAGCUGGGCUCAGAGUCCCACUGCUCUGGUAAUAGGUGGAGAGACACAUGGUCUGAGUGUAGAAGCAGUCCAGUUAGCUGAGAAAACCGCUGGUCACAGGCUCUCCAUUCCUGUCGCUCUUGAUGUGGACAGCUUGAAUUCAGCCAUGGCUGCUAGUAUCCUUUUGUUUGAGGGCAGGAAGCAACUGUUGAAACUAAUUCAGACACCUGAAAGGAAAUGGAAAUCUAAAGCUGAGCAGCAAUUUUCAUGAUGUUUGCUUUAAAUAUCGGUUUGUGACUUCUGGUGUACAUUUGUCCUUAUUACAGACUGAACUAAAUUAUUUAAAUUUCCAUUCUACGUCCUGCUAAUAAAAUAUUGAGGAUUUGUGAAAUGUAAUCUGAAAAGUUCAAUUGUUUUCUGUAAAAUGUAAGAACUUGUGACUCGAUGUCUGAGAAAUUCUAAUGACCCAGGUAGUGUCUUCAAAUUCCUAAUUUUAUCCAAUCAGCCCAACGAUUUUCAGUAUACCGCCAUAGGCAACAAAGAAAAGCAGCAUACAACAAACCUCACAAAAGAAGGUUGAAAUAAGAUUUGGGAUUAGAAAAAAGUUAAAUGACCCUUCCCUGCUCUCUAAAAAAAAAAAGUCUGACUAUACCCCCCCCAUUAAAGAAAAAGCACAUAACUCCCCUUUUCUCACUCGCUCCCUGUAAUUGUCAUACAGUUCCUAACAGCUUUAAGUAGAUGCAUGCACUUUAGGCAUAUUAAUUCUAGAAAGGACAAGACUGUCAUCCUUUAUCUGCAGCCAUUGUCUAUGCAAAUAAGCAGAAGUCACUACACUUCUAUCCCACGUGGAGUUAACAAAAUUAUCUGCAUACUAUCUCCCAUCAUAAAUGCAACAAUUGCACUGAGCCCAGUCUUAUUUAUACUUCUGAAAAAUAAAGGAAGUGGAGAGUC
Etheostoma spectabile (orangethroat darter) is the source of this 2245-nucleotide messenger RNA. RefSeq names its product mitochondrial rRNA methyltransferase 3a (gene mrm3a). The coding region runs from base 225 to 1565 and encodes 446 amino acids. Gene Ontology annotation, molecular function: RNA binding; RNA methyltransferase activity. The transcript is spliced from 4 exons. Gene Ontology annotation, biological process: RNA processing. NCBI's taxonomy places the organism in Eukaryota, Metazoa, Chordata, Actinopteri, Perciformes, Percidae. The record is from RefSeq and is a predicted model, not a curated record.